AGCAGGGCACUUCCAGAGAGGUAAAAAGCUUGACAAGCUGGCAGGACUUUUAUCAUUAUUAUUCAUAUUAUUUUUUUGCAACCCUCUCGAGACGGUGUUUGUGCGUUUGCUGAAUGUGGCUGAGCGCGAGUGCGCCUGUCGAAAUGGCAAGGCAAGUUCACGGGUUGGUGCUGUAGUGGCCGCCUGAAGUUUGAUGACUACGCCUGACAACCCACAUGCACGAUGUCUGCCGGUCGAGGCGGGGGAAAACGCACCGAGAAGUCUCCGUUUCCUGUCUCCAGGUAUCCAUCUCAGAAACAGAAUCAGAUCAGCGUCAAGGGAUCGACAGGAAGAGGCUCGAGCAAUGUGCCCGGGCCCAGUAACCAGGCUCUCGUGCCAUUCCCAUCAGGAUUUUCAAAAGGCAAAGUAAUGCUGGCCCCAAAAGGUUACACAGUGAAACCCAUAAUCCCAGCCGAUAAAGCGGAGCUCAUCUCUGUUGCGAAGGCGAUGCACCAAGAUCAAUUCGGAGCUCGAGUGAAAGAACUUUUUGAUCCGGAGAGAGAGGCAGCGCUGGAUGCAAUUAGGUCAGGAAUCUAUAUUGGAUGGAGAUCUCCGGAGUACAAAUGGGAUUGCAUCCGGGUUGGAAUAAAGUCCAAGUGUUUCUGUGGCCACCUGCUUGCCGAACAUGAGCGAUUUUCAGCUCAAAGUGUUCGCGUUCCUUGUGCUGUGAAUUUCUGCCAAUGCAAGGCUUUUGCAUUCGUCCCAGCCCGCCCUGAGGAUGUAGGAGAAUUCUGGCUGAGAAAAAGACCCAAUUUUGAUCCAAGGACUUGGAGAGCAAAAUGCCGUUGUAAACAUUCCCACGAAGAGCAUGAUCCCUCUGGAAGCCAUCACUGCACUAUUAGUGGUUGUCCUUGCUCACAGUUUGAGUCCAACUUCCUUUGUGCUGCUUGUGAUAAACACUGGGAACAACAUGCAACAUUUUUUGAUUCAGAGCAAUCUAGAAAACAAAAUGGACUCCCAUAUGGUGAGGCCUACUUGCCCUUUGCAGAGAUGACCAAUUUACGGAAUGCAGUGCUGACAGGUAAUGAAGAAGAUGAAUCAGAGUUCAUAAACAUCACAGAAGGACCUGGAGCUUUUGUUCAAAGGAUUUUUCCAUCGUCCAAUACAGAUACCUCUUCUUCAGCUGUAGUCGCAAACCCCAUGGGGACUUUGAAACGUCAGUAAUUAACACUUAGAGAGUCUGAAUUAAA
Callorhinchus milii (elephant shark) is the source of this 1229-nucleotide messenger RNA. Its product is annotated as protein FAM221B. The coding region runs from base 223 to 1203 and encodes 326 amino acids. The record is from RefSeq and is a predicted model, not a curated record. The transcript has 6 exons. NCBI's taxonomy places the organism in Eukaryota, Metazoa, Chordata, Chondrichthyes, Chimaeriformes, Callorhinchidae.